Messenger RNA from Podospora anserina S mat+, 1710 nucleotides. RefSeq lists its product as uncharacterized. Gene Ontology annotation, molecular function: xenobiotic transmembrane transporter activity; antiporter activity. Bases 1 to 1710 code for a protein of 569 amino acids. The record is from RefSeq and is a predicted model, not a curated record. Lineage: Eukaryota; Fungi; Ascomycota; Sordariomycetes; Sordariales; Podosporaceae. Gene Ontology annotation, cellular component: membrane. Gene Ontology annotation, biological process: xenobiotic detoxification by transmembrane export across the plasma membrane. The transcript is spliced from 2 exons.
AUGUCUAUAGGCUGUCGAGGAAAGGGGCGACAAAUCCCCCCAGCUCAUCGACUGGAGAUCUCCGACAUCGAAACAACCGGCUCAAGAUGCCGGACCUUAUAUCUGAGCAUUUCCUCCCACCAUCAUCGGGGAGGUUCGUUCCAACUCCUGUACAGCAAUUGGCCGCCGUGCAUGAUGGCACAGGAUGGUGUUGCCCACAGGGCAGAGGCCUCUGAUCACCCUCCGAACGAAAGGACAUCCCUCUUGACAAAGCCGGCAUCGGUAUAUUCGUCAUCAUCAGACACCGGACACGCUGCUUCAUCCGAAAUCUUCAGGCUGCCUCAAUACCGGCUAUGGCUUGACGAAUUGUGGCUGCUCACACGCACGUCCCUUCCCGUCAUCCUCGCGUACAUAUUGCAGAACUCGUUGCAGACAGUCUCGGUGCUCAUUGUCGGCCGGUUGAGUCCCGAGGCUCUUGCUACAGCCGCCUUUUCGUACAUGUUCGCCAUGGCCACGGCGUGGCUGAUUGCUCUUGGCGGUACGACUGCUCUGGAUACACUCGCAUCAAGCAGUUUUACCGGCUCGUCCAACAAACACGACCUGGGUGUCCUGCUGCAGCGAGGCCUGGUGAUCUUGACCUCUUUCUAUGCCGUUGUGGCCAUCAUAUGGGCCUUUUCUGAACACUUAUUUCGCGCUCUAGGCCAAGAGGAGUUUAUCUGCGUACAGAGCUCCAAGUUUCUCCGGUAUCUGAUCCCCGGCGGUCUCGGUUAUGUCUGGUUUGAGGCCAUGAAGAAAUACUUGCAGGCGCAAGAAAUCUACCGACCAGGAACAUACGUGCUGUUGCUCACCUCUCCGAUGAACGCACUGCUCAACUGGCUCUUCAUCCACCGGCUGGGAUUCGGUCUGUACGGCGCCCCCAUGGCCACCGGCAUAUCAUACUGGAGUUCAUUCCUCUUGCUCGUGGCGUAUGCUGCCUUUGUGCGGGGGAAGGAGUGCUGGGGAGGCAUUGACGUCCGAAGAGCCGUCUCCCACAUGGGACCUUUCGCUCACCUUGCGCUCAUGGGCGUUGUACAUGUCGGGACAGAAUGGUGGGCUUUCGAGAUCGUUGCACUUGCAGCGGGCCGUCUGGGGACAAUUCCUCUGGCGGCACAAUCCGUCAUCAUGACCGCGGACCAGAUCAUCAACACAAUCCCGUUCGGCCUCGGCGUCGCUGCUUCGGCGAGGGUUGGAAACCUCCUCGGCGCACACAAUUCGAGGGGGGCGGCCCGGGCUGCUCACUCAGCCGCCAUCCUCAGCACGAUAGCAGGGACCUUGAUCUUGAUAAUACUCAUGGCCUCACGCAACGUCUUUGGGCGAAUCUUCAACGACGAUGAGCGGGUGGUGAAGCUCGUGGCUGAAGUGAUGCCGUACGUAGCCUUGUUCCAAAUCGCCGACGGGCUCAACGGAUCCUUCGGCGGUGCACUGCGCGGCAUGGGCCGGCAAUGGGUUGGAGCUGUGGUGAACCUGAUCAGCUACUACGGAGGGGCGCUCCCCGGCGGCAUCUACCUUGCCUUCCACGGAUGGGGUCUCGUCGGACUAUGGGUCGGGCAGUGUGUUGCGUUGUAUCUAGUCGGGGCUCUAGAGUGGGUGAUUGUGGGGGUGAGCAACUGGGAGACAGAGGUUGAGAGGGCCAUCGCCAGGUUGGAAGCUGGGGGGCUUGGCAACUCGGAUGGCGGUUUGGAGUCGGUGUAA